AAUAAUCUUCUGAAUAGCAGGCGAGCACUGAAAAAAGAAGACUCAAAAUCUUCUGCCAGCGACGAGUCUUCUUAUUCAACUUCUUAAUGUUGAAUCUAAUCCACGACCUCUUAUUCGCAGGCUACUGAAAACUUCGUACCUACCGUUCGACGCAUACGUUGAUUAUCAAUCACAUUUAACAAUUUUCUUAUGGAAAAUAUAAUAAAAAUGAGAUUCACCGUUCCUUGCGCGAUGAUCUUUCUGCUCUUAUUGGCCUGUGCUAUAGCUGAAAAAGCUGAUAAGAAAACGUUUCCUUUAAGUGAAUCGUUAGAUGAAUUGGAUGCUGCCGAAAGUAGGAUGUCUUCAUCUGAAGAUGAAUACAGAUCCGAUGACUGCAUACCACUUCACCAUGAUUGCACCGAGAAUCGUCAUGGUUGCUGCCGAAGUGAGACCUUCAAAUACAAAUGUUGGUGCUUUUACAAAGCGGGGAACCACUCUCACCCCACAAACGAAGAAACGUGCUCUUGUCAGGAGAAAUGGUAUCUCCGCAUGACAGAGCAAGUCCUGGACAAAGUAUCUAAAUUCUUUCAGAAGACAGCCCUCGGCUAAUUUGAAAAAAAAAAAAAAAUUUGAAAUAGUUUUAAAUAAAGAACUUAUUUUAAGGA
Argiope bruennichi is the source of this 644-nucleotide messenger RNA. RefSeq names its product toxin CSTX-11-like. Gene Ontology annotation, molecular function: toxin activity. NCBI's taxonomy places the organism in Eukaryota, Metazoa, Arthropoda, Arachnida, Araneae, Araneidae. The transcript is spliced from 4 exons. The record is from RefSeq and is a predicted model, not a curated record. The coding region runs from base 190 to 588 and encodes 132 amino acids.